AUGAGAGUUCAAUCUGGAAUUGGAACUUCAAAACCUUUGAACCCUAAACCUCAUUACUUCAUCAUCUCAGAUUCUGAGACUGAUGAUUCCUCUAAUUCUUGCCCUCCAUCAGCAACAACACCACAAAAUAAUCCAACAUCAACAUCUGAAAAGGCACCAACCCACACUAAACCUACCACACCUUCCAAAUCUGCUUUCUCCUCUAAACCCUCACAAUCAACUCCCUCACACCAAAAACGAAGAUUGAUCCAUGAAAUUGUCUCCCCUCUUACUAAACAAAAUGAACCCUCCUCUCAAUCCAAACCACAAAAAAAACCCAUGAAAACAAAAUCUGCCAUGACAAUUGCGCAGUUCCUUGCUCGAAAGAAACUUCCAAACCCUCAGAAGAGAAAAACCCUCGCUCCUAAACAAAACCUCAAACAUUGCCAACCCACCUCUCCAGAACAUUCUUCACAAUGUUCCCCACCCCAACCUCCAGAACGUUCUCCAAUUCUGGAACGUUCCCCUAUUCAAACUCCUUUUUCUCCUCCUUCACAAGAACGUUCUCCAAAUCAAGAACAUUCCCCUGCUCACUCAGUCUCUCCUCUAGAACCCUUUCCCCACACACAACCUUCCUCAUCAACACAUGCCAAUCGAUCUCCCACUCCAGAACGUUCCUCUACUUCCACCUCGUCUGAAUCACAACCAUCCCCACCACCUAAAAAAUCCAAACAAAAUACUCCACCUCUGAUUCCUUCCAGCAAAACCAAACUCUUCAAAAGCAAAUUGGCUCAACGCCCAGUUGGGAUUGGACGAGUUUUCAUUUUUGAAAACCUCAUCAUUGACGGCAAUGUUGUCCAACAUCACACAAAUGCUCUUGGAUGGACCUCGUUCCUGCAAACAUCUGAAAGCUACUAUCCAGAUGUUUUGCCCAUAGAAGGCCCAUCUGUGUUUGGUGACAACUGGUACUCAGCCUUGAAUCUUCGCAAGACUGAAGUCCUAUCUGACUUUUUUGAAGAAGAUUCCACUCGCUACUUGUCAACAUAUCUCAAGCCCCUUCCUAAAGUGUUUAAUAACAUGUGCCAACAUACUCUAAUUCCUCACUGUGGAAGUCAUGAGUAUGUCUCUGACAAUGACGCACUGCUCAUCCAUCAUCUCCUCAACUGCAAGCGAUUGAAUUUACCUCAUGUGAUUAUCCAGCACAUGAUUUGUGCAUCCACCAAAGACUACAAGAAGAAUAUUGUACCUUAUGGCAUGGUUCUGACUAAGGUAUUCAGGUACUUUGGGGUCUCCCUUUCCUCUAAAAAAUCUCUGAUCAAUAUCUCAAAAUUUUCCACCAAAAAUCUCUCUCACAUGCGCAAAAAAUCCUCUGCCCAAACUCCUACUCCUCCAUCGUCUUUUCCAAUCUCCUCAAAACGCAAACGCUUUGCAGGAAGAAGACCUACUACACACCCUAUUCCAUUCCCACCAAAUCCUCUUAACUCUGAGGAAAAUCCAGCAAACAACACAACCCCAUAA
Molecule: messenger RNA, 1497 nt
Organism: Cicer arietinum (chickpea)
Lineage: Eukaryota; Viridiplantae; Streptophyta; Magnoliopsida; Fabales; Fabaceae
Source: RefSeq, a predicted model, not a curated record